Messenger RNA from Microstroma glucosiphilum, 1797 nucleotides. RefSeq names its product ATP synthase F1, beta subunit. The transcript is spliced from 5 exons. NCBI's taxonomy places the organism in Eukaryota, Fungi, Basidiomycota, Exobasidiomycetes, Microstromatales, Microstromataceae. Bases 28 to 1656 code for a protein of 542 amino acids. The record is from RefSeq and is a predicted model, not a curated record. Gene Ontology annotation, biological process: proton transmembrane transport; proton motive force-driven mitochondrial ATP synthesis. Gene Ontology annotation, molecular function: proton-transporting ATP synthase activity, rotational mechanism; ATP hydrolysis activity; ATP binding.
UCACACACCUUUAGCAGACACUUCAGAAUGCAGCGCAUCGCUCUCAGGGCCCCGCGCUCCCUCGCUCGACAGGCUCAGAGCAGCCGCAGCCUCAGCUCCCUCGCUCGUACCGCCGUCGCACCCGCUGUCCGAGCCCCAGCUGUCAGCAAUGCUCGCCCCACUGCCCUCCCCCGAGCCCUUCCCAAGGUCGCUGCUGUUCAAGCUCGUGGCCUAGCCACCCCCGCUUCCGGCAAGGGUCAGCUCGGUGCCGUCAAGUCUGUCAUUGGUCCCGUCGUCGACGUGCAAUUCGAGAACGAGGAUCUGCCUGCCAUCUUCAACGCCCUGGAGGUUCAGGAUGUUCAGAGCGGUAACCGACUGGUCCUCGAGGUCGCCCAGCACCUGGGAGAGAACACUGUCCGAACCAUUGCCAUGGACGGUACCGAGGGUCUCGUUCGUGGCCAGAAGGUCCAGGACACUGGUGCCCCCAUUUCUAUCCAGGUCGGUCCCGGAUGCCUUGGUCGUAUCAUCAACGUCAUUGGUGAGCCCAUCGACGAGAGGGGUCCUAUCAAGGGUGUCAAGAGCUCGCCCAUCCACCGUGAGCCCCCUGAGUUCUCUGAGCAGUCUACCUCUGCCGAGGUCCUCGAGACUGGUAUCAAGGUCGUCGACCUGCUCGCCCCUUACGCUCGUGGUGGAAAGAUUGGUCUCUUCGGUGGUGCCGGUGUCGGAAAGACUGUGCUGAUUCAGGAGCUGAUCAACAACGUCGCCAAGGCCCACGGUGGUUACUCCGUCUUCACCGGUGUCGGUGAGCGAACCCGUGAGGGUAACGACUUGUACCACGAGAUGAUCGAGACUGGUGUCAUCAACCUCGAAGGUGACUCCAAGGUCGCUCUCGUGUUCGGUCAGAUGAACGAGCCCCCCGGAGCCCGUGCCCGUGUCGCCCUGACCGGUCUCACCAUCGCCGAGUACUUCCGUGACGAGGAGGGACAGGAUGUGCUCCUCUUCAUCGACAACAUUUUCCGAUUCACCCAGGCAGGUUCCGAGACCUCUGCUCUGCUCGGUCGUAUCCCCUCUGCCGUCGGAUACCAGCCCACUCUGUCCACGGACAUGGGAAGCAUGCAGGAGCGAAUUACCACCACCAAGAAGGGAUCCAUCACCUCGGUACAGGCCGUCUACGUGCCCGCCGAUGAUUUGACCGACCCUGCCCCUGCCACCACCUUUGCCCACUUGGACGCCACCACUGUGUUGUCCCGUGGUAUUGCCGAGCUGGGUAUCUACCCCGCCGUCGACCCUCUAGACUCCAAGUCCCGUCUGCUGGACCCCGUCGUCAUUGGUCAGGAGCACUACGACGUCGCCACCAAGACCCAACAGCUGCUGCAGUCUUACAAGUCGCUGCAGGACAUCAUCGCCAUUCUGGGAAUGGACGAGUUGUCCGAGGAGGACAAGCUGGUCGUCGAGCGUGCCCGAAAGGUGCAGCGUUUCCUGUCGCAGCCCUUCGCUGUGGCCCAGGUCUUCACUGGUAUCGAGGGACGACUGGUGCCAUUGAAGGAGACGAUCAGCUCGAUCAAGGCCCUGAUCAACGGAGAGGCUGACGACCUGCCAGAGUCUGCCUUCUACAUGGUUGGUGACCUGAGCGAGGCUCGUGAGAAGGCUGAGCGAAUGUCGAAGGAGUCCAAGUAAACGUAGGGAAGGAUCAAAAGGGAGAUGAAGACUGCACGUCUUUGGCUGACUGACAGAGUUCAAUCUUGGGAGGCCCAUCCUGGCCCCACCUUUGCUGGUUAGUGGAGCAAUGUGUCUGUCUCUUGUCCUUGAGCGCCUGCC